Molecule: messenger RNA, 1728 nt
Organism: Lachancea lanzarotensis
Lineage: Eukaryota; Fungi; Ascomycota; Saccharomycetes; Saccharomycetales; Saccharomycetaceae
Product: LALA0S01e16424g1_1
Exons: 1
Coding region: 1-1728 (575 amino acids)
Biological process (GO): Golgi to endosome transport; protein transport to vacuole involved in ubiquitin-dependent protein catabolic process via the multivesicular body sorting pathway; Golgi to vacuole transport
Cellular component (GO): trans-Golgi network
Molecular function (GO): ubiquitin binding; phosphatidylinositol binding
Source: RefSeq, a predicted model, not a curated record
AUGUCGCAAGGAAUCUACUUAUCAGACCAGCCUGUGAGAAGACCACAGCCUGCUGGCAACUCACUGGUGAGAAAAAUCCAAAGAGCUUGUAGAUUGACGCUGGACGAACCGGACCUGGGUUUAAAUUUGGAUGUGGCCGAUUUUAUCAAUGCCAAGCAAGGUGCAGCCCCCAGGGAUGCAGCAAUUGCCAUUGUGAAACUGAUCAACAGUCGCGAUACACACACAGCGGUGUUCGCAUUGGCACUUUUGGACGUUUUGGUGAAAAACUGUGGGUACCCGUUCCAUCUGCAAAUAUCGCGGAAAGAGUUUUUGAAUGAGCUGGUGAAACGAUUCCCGGAAAGACCUCCUCUGCGUUUCACCAAAGUGCAGCGUCUGGUGCUCACAGCAAUCGAAGAAUGGUACCAGACUAUCUGCAAGCAUGCAGCCUACAAGGAAGAUCUAGCGUACAUCAGGGAUAUGCAUCGUCUUCUCAAAUACAAGGGCUAUGUCUUUCCAAAAAUCAAAGAAGAGGAUCUCUCGGUUCUCAGACCAGGAGACCAUCUUAAAACUCCAAGCGAGAUUCAAAAAGAACAGGAAAUUGCUCAGGCAGCAAAACUCGAAGAACUCAUCAGGCGCGGUCGUCCAGAGGAUUUGAAAGAAGCCAACAAGCUCAUGAAAGUUAUGGCCGGUUUUAAGGAAGACAAUGCCAUCAAGUCCAAACAGCUUAUCAAUGAUGAACUUUUCAAGUUGAAGCGUAAGGCUGAUCUGUUUAAAGACAUGCUCAGCGCUUCUGACGCACCUAACAUGGAAAAUGAUACCUUAGUGGAGCUCUACAGUGCUUUGAAAGUAUCGCAGCCCAAAUUUCAGAAAAUCAUUGAAGAAGAGCACGACGACGACGCUUUGGUGCAAGACAUUUUGCAAUUCAACGAUACUGUUAACCAAUUGGUGCAGAAAUACAGUUUGCUCAAAACCGGCAAUCCUGGUGAGGCAGCAAACAUUCAGGUGCAAUCUCUUUCUGCCCCAAUACCUGCGAGUCAGUCAAGUGGAGCUCUUGCAAAUGAAUUGAAUCUUAUUGACUUUGGUGAUGCAGACGAACAAUCUCCAUCUCCCACUCCAGCUGGUACCUCUGGAAAUUCUGUUGACGAUCUUUUGGGGGAUUUAAACAACUUGAAUUUUUCUCAGCCUCCACAAAGUUUCGGCUUAGGUGGAAGCAUAGCUCUUGGAGCAGCUCAACCAACUACUCAAGCUCAAACGGCACCCGCAUCAGGGCUAGACUUGCUGUCUGGGUUUAAUGAUUCGGUGUCGUUGUCCCCACCACCCCCUCCGCCUCGUCAAGAUCUGUUCGAGGCAAACAAGUCUGCAUUUGAUGAUUUCACAGGAGGUUUCGAUCCCCCCAGCGCUAGCAGGGUUCAAGUCUUCAAUUCAGAGCACCUGAAAAUUGAAUUUGAGAUUUUAAGACGUUCAGAGUCUUCAAUCAAACUCUCAUCGUUCUUCUCCAACUCUGGAUCCGCACCAAUCUCGGACCUGACAUUCAUGGUAGCCGUUCCAAAAUCAAUGGUCUUGAAACUAGACCCUCAAUCAGGUAAUUUCAUCUCUGCUGGCGUGAAAGACGGUGUCACGCAAUAUGGAUCGAUCGAAAACGCCUACCAUAAUGCUGGCAAGCCACUGAAAGUAAAGUGGAAAGCCACCUACACUGUGAAUGCCACGCCAGUUGAGGAAACUGCAGUAUUCGCCUUUCCUCAAGUUUAG